AUGGGAAAAUUGCAGAUUCUGUGCAUAACGAUCCUUGUUGCUGUAGCGGCUGCCAGUUAUGACCAAGGACAUGGCCACGCUUACUCUUCGCAGCACAUUUCUCGGCAUGAUGGACCCGCUCAUCCAGUACAUGUGCAUGGUCAUUACCACGGUCACGGUGGAGGACACGGACAUGGUCACGAUCACGGUCACGAUCAUAUCGACUACUAUGCUCAUCCUAAGUAUGAGUUUGACUAUAGAGUAGAAGACCACCACACUGGUGAUAAGAAGUCCCAGCAUGAGUUCCGCGAUGGAGACGUUGUUAAGGGCGUUUACAGCUUGCACGAGCCAGAUGGUUCUAUAAGAGUUGUAGAGUACCACGCUGAUAAGCAUAACGGUUUCCAUGCAGACGUUAAGCACAGCACCCACCACAUCGUUCCUAAGCACCACCAUUAUUAA
Molecule: messenger RNA, 438 nt
Organism: Parnassius mnemosyne (clouded apollo)
Lineage: Eukaryota; Metazoa; Arthropoda; Insecta; Lepidoptera; Papilionidae
Source: the annotation of a GenBank genome assembly